Messenger RNA from Oenanthe melanoleuca, 4283 nucleotides. RefSeq names its product solute carrier family 25 member 1 (gene SLC25A1). The transcript has 9 exons. Lineage: Eukaryota; Metazoa; Chordata; Aves; Passeriformes; Muscicapidae. Bases 2143 to 3075 code for a protein of 310 amino acids. Gene Ontology annotation, biological process: mitochondrial citrate transmembrane transport. The record is from RefSeq and is a predicted model, not a curated record.
GCUUUUUUUAAUUCUGAUUAUUAGGGCCUGAAGAGGUGCCAUGAGGCACAUAGGCUGCAGUAGCAUCUGACUACGUAUUUCACAAUUCUUGUAUUUUUAUGCCAGCAGAAACAAGCACCAGCCACCAGCAAGGGAGAUGAGUUCAGAUUGUCAGAGGGUUGUUUCCAUGAAAAUUCCUGAAGUGAGAGCAGUAACAUAGUGGAUUUGAUGUUCUGUCUGUAGCAGUAGUUGCUCUUCUAUGCUUUCACCAUGCAUUUCUUAGGAGAUGCUCUUGACCAUGUGAGCCUGGUCAAGUAUUUACUUUCACAUAAGUAAGGAGAUUUAACACCUCCUCUUGCAGGCCCUGGUAUUUCAGGGAUUGUUUAUCUUCUUUCACUGUUUCUCCUUCAGGCUUUCUGCUGACAAGUGGUGUUAGCAGCUUCUUGGAGGUCAGGUCCUUGCAGGAGAUGGCUUGCAAUCUGCAUGUGAUUAAAUAUGAAUAAUCCUUUCCCUGCUCAGCAAGGUAAGCACUGCUGUGAAUCCCACUGAGGCUGAUGCAAAUGAAGCAUAUGGGGUGGUAUUUUCUCAGACAGGAUGAGGUUGUGCACAGGCCUUGAUGAUUUGGGAAUCUAUAAGAGGCAGUGAUUAUUGUAAAGGUAAUCAUGGCCUCACACCAUAGGGUGUACGUGCCUGCAGGCAGAUGUGAAAGCCAUGAUAAUUUAAUGGAAAGGUGUGAGGAGUUGCAGAGGUUAAUCAGAAAUCCAAAUGCAUUUGUUUGUUAUGUUUGAAAGAAUUUAUUUUAUCGUUAUCAUUAUAAUAAUGCUAACCUGACCAUGACUAGCUGCUCUGUAUUUCUGACUGGGACUGUCUCUUCCUUCCCUUCACAUUAAUUUCUCCCCCUCCUUUACUUCCCUGUGUUAGAGGAAGGGCACCUUAGCCUUGGCAUGAGACCACUCUGUGCCUAUUUUAACUCUGUUGUGAAACCACAAACAGUUCUGAUUACACCUGGGGGCGAGUUCUGCAAUGCAAGUAUGUUUGCUUUUAACCCUAGCAGAAUAAAGGUGCUUCAGUUUUCCAAAGGAUUUUUCUGCUGGUGGUUCAGCCGUGAAGCCAGGGCUGUGUAGCUGCAGAGUGAGCUUUUGGAUGGGGCUGGCAGCUGCCAGAUUGCUGAGUCUCAUUAUGCAAAAACUAUGUCACAAAGCACACAGAGAGCAAGUCUGGACAGAAGCAUAUCUUAUGCAUAUCUGGGGGUGACAUCUUGCACAAAAUGUUCGCUCUUUUGAAUAAUGUGGUUGCUCCAGGUGUAAGGGAGAGCACAGUUCUGGAGUACAGCUCCAGUGUUCCCUGGUUUCUGCGAAAUCCUGGAUGGAAAUGAAAACACCUUGGUGUCUUUCCUCACAUCCUGUAAAUACAGCUUUUGGACAUAAACUAGACCAGGGCAGUCUUCCUCUGUCUGCAGAUAAAGUAAAAACACAUCCUGGUGCAACUUGCACAGCCCGAUUAUUGAGGAGCAAUACAUAAUACAACCCCAAAAUAAACAAAACAAAAACAACAACAACCCAACAAAAGCACCAACCAACCCCAGCUAAGCGCAGAGUGUCAUUGCACUCACAGCAGCCUUUUGAGAAUGUUUGUUUCUUUUUCGCCUGCAUUGGGCGUUCACACGCACUUCCUACCCCGGGAGUUCCUGGUCUCCGUUCCCCACUGAAACAGAAAGGAUUCAAGCCAAGGGCCUGAGAUGAGGAAGCCCUCCCCUUUCCGUCCUCUCGUCCCGGCGUCACCGCGCAGGAGCGCACUGCUGUGUAUCCUCGCUGACCGAGGUGGUUGGGGUGGUUCAGAGCUAGUCCUGGCUUAAGCGUGCCCGGGGGUGCUGAUGCUGCUCAGGACAGGAAUCACUGCUGUCCGCGUCCCUCCGGCCGGGCCGGCAUCGCUCCGUGCCCACGCGGAGGCUUUUCCUGUGGAUUCCUGGGAGCGGCCUGAGCAGCCCCCAACGCCGGCCCGCGUCAAGCUGCCGCUCCCGCGCGGAGCCGCUCGUCGCCCCCGCCCCGCCCCGCCCCGCCCCGCGAGGAUGUGACGCCGCCGGGGCCGCCCCUCGCGGGCGCGGCUCUGAAAUAGCGCUCGGCCGCCGCCGCCGGGCAGCCAGAGUCGCGGAGCUGCGCGGCCAUGCCCGCUCCCACCACGCCCCGCAGCCUGACCGCCGCUGCCCCCGCCGAUAAGGCCAAGCUCACGCACCCCGGCAAGGCCAUCCUGGCAGGUGGCCUGGCUGGAGGGAUUGAGAUCUGCAUCACAUUCCCUACCGAGUAUGUGAAGACACAGCUGCAGCUGGAUGAGAAGGCAAACCCUCCCCACUACAAGGGCAUUGGGGACUGUGUGAAGCAGACUGUCCGUGACCAUGGCAUCCGGGGGCUCUACCGGGGGCUCAGCUCGCUGCUGUAUGGUUCCAUCCCCAAGGCUGCUGUCAGGUUUGGGAUGUUCGAGUUCCUCAGCAACCAGAUGAGAGAUGAGCAGGGGCGGCUGGACAGCACGCGGGGCCUCAUCUGCGGGCUGGGGGCUGGCGUGGCCGAGGCUGUGGCUGUGGUCUGCCCUAUGGAGACUGUGAAGGUGAAGUUUAUCCAUGACCAGACCUCUCCCAACCCCAAAUACCGUGGUUUCUUCCAUGGCGUCCGGGAGAUCGUUCGGGAACAGGGACUGAAGGGGACCUACCAGGGCUUAACUGCAACUGUCCUCAAGCAAGGAUCAAACCAGGCCAUCCGCUUCUUCGUCAUGACCUCCCUCAAGAACUGGUACAAAGGGGACAAUCCCAACAAGGCCAUGAACCCCUUCAUAACAGGGGUGUUUGGAGCCAUUGCUGGAGCUGCGAGUGUCUUUGGCAACACGCCUUUGGACGUGGUGAAGACCAGGAUGCAGGGGCUGGAAGCACACAAGUACAAGAACACCUGGGACUGUGCCUACCAGAUCAUGAAGCACGAAGGGCCCCUGGCGUUUUACAAGGGUACAGUGCCUCGCUUGGGCCGUGUGUGUCUUGACGUGGCCAUCGUCUUCAUCAUCUACGAUGAGGUGGUCAAAUUCCUCAACAAGGUGUGGAAAACGGACUGAGGAGCCGGGCCAGGCAGCCCGGCCUCCUGUGCCCCGCAGGGCUUCAGCUGGAGAGCAGAGACCAAACCCACACCCACCUGCGGCGCUGCUGGGGCCAGGUCUGCCCUGCACACCCCAAACCUGGCCACCUUUAUCCUUAGGAACAGCUCUGGAGCAGGUUAAAUUACUAGUUGUGUGCUGAAAGGAGCAUAGGGAGCUCCCACCAUCCCAACCCCCAGCAUCCCGGUCAUGCCCAACCCAGUCUCCCGGUGACACUUUCUUCCAGCCCCACAUCAGCUGUGUGUGCUGGUUAACCAGGCUGAGAUGUCCCUCAGACAGUGGCGUUGGGGCUCCCAGCAGCCAGGAGCUCCUGACUGCCUGGGGAGCAGCUCUUUUGGGGGUUUUGACAGCCCCCUCAUUGGGUACAAUGCCAAGCUGUACAUCACAAGCUGACUAUGGGGCUGAUGCCACUGGCAGGAUUACAGCAGCUCUUGGAGGGGGCUCAGCAGCCCUGCACCCCCUGGGAUGGGAGGGCAGUGACCCCCUGGUGUGACCCCAAGUUCCCUCCUCCCUCUUUGCCAGCAACCAAGACCACUGGUGUUCAACAUCCCAUGGGAUCCUGCUCAGCCCCAAGCUGCUGAGCAGCAGUUGCCCCAGAUUGCACAUACAGCCAGGCCUUUAGUUCUGCUCUCUGGGCUGGGGUUGGGUUGAGCUGGGUGCCACCUCAGCUGCGUUUACAGCCGAGGAGUGUGUGCCAGCCGGGGCAGGACAGUGACCUCACACAGCCCCAUGCCGCAGGCUUGGCCCCUCGGCCAGGGGUGCAAACCCCUUUCUUCUGCCACAUUCCCUGCAUCUGCCCUCCUGCCGCCUCUCUGUGGUGCUGUAGGUGAUCCUGUAGCUUUUGGAGCUUCACGCUGACUCACUAACACGCAUGGCCAUGGGGCUGGAGCCCUGCCCUGCCCGUGCCGGGCUGGCCCCACUGGAUUUGUGCCAAAUUUCUCCCUGAGGGAGCUGGGGGUGGAGGAGCCAGGGCUCAACCCAUCCCUCCUCCCUCUUGUAGCCAGCGAUGAGCUCAGCCUUAACACAGGAAGGGUGAAGGAGGAAAGCCUGGGCGCAGUUUACCUGCAGCUUUCAGCUCUGAAGCCAGUGAGGGUUGCAUUAGGUUUUUUUUAUUAUUAUUGUUUUACAUUCGCAAUUUGAAUAAAAUCAGUCUGGCUUUAGCAGCUGCA